AGAACAAACCUGUACCGAUCAUAUCAGCACUGUGGUUCUUAAAUACUUUUGAAACAAUGUUUACAAAAUAGUUUGCGCAAUUUUGGAGUUGUUUAAUUAUUGAUGGAAAUAAACCAUCUAUUCUUGUCUGCUCAUGAAUCGCCGAACGUGCCUCUCCUCCUGAUUGGCGUAACUAUGGAUACCGUUGCUAUGUGACGCUUGUUCCUCCAGGAAGACGCUAGUUCUCUAGCUCGCAGGACAACAUGGAAGACAGCUUUCAGCUAGGAGACAAUGGAGUUGUGAAAAGUGUUGCGAAGACAGGCCGCAGGGCCCGGCAAGCCGCAGAGCAAACCCCCCUCGAUGAGUCCCGUCCCCUCCGAAAGUCCUCCUCCACCUCUGCUGGAGAGGACGAGGAGGAUGUAGGUAGCGUGACUGAAACGGCGGGCCCUCCGAAAUCCGUCCGCAGGCAGGGCGGCUGGGCCGAGGACAGCUCUGGAGCCGGUUCUGCCAAAUCCUCCAGAAGACCAGCGUUGGAGGACCAGGAGGACCGACGCCUGCAGCCACAGACCCCCCACGGCUCGGACGACGAAGGAGGUGAGGGCCCGCUGCCUGUGUCUGCUCGGGUUAAGGAGGUUGAAGCUUCUGGUCCCUCCCAGUCCUGCUUUAGUCUGCUGGGAAUCAAGCAGAUUCAAGCAGCGGCACUCACAUCACUGCUACGAAAGGCUCUCUGAAGCCUUUCGCCUCU
Messenger RNA from Gadus macrocephalus (Pacific cod), 724 nucleotides. RefSeq names its product intraflagellar transport protein 43 homolog A (gene ift43). The record is from RefSeq and is a predicted model, not a curated record. Lineage: Eukaryota; Metazoa; Chordata; Actinopteri; Gadiformes; Gadidae. Gene Ontology annotation, cellular component: intraciliary transport particle A; cilium. Gene Ontology annotation, biological process: intraciliary retrograde transport. Bases 243 to 710 code for a protein of 155 amino acids. The transcript is spliced from 6 exons.